This is a messenger RNA of Closterium sp. Naga37s-1, 1602 nucleotides long. The record is from the annotation of a GenBank genome assembly. Lineage: Eukaryota; Viridiplantae; Streptophyta; Zygnematophyceae; Desmidiales; Closteriaceae.
AUGACUGCUAUGGCUGGCAGAUGCCCUGACGAGGUACCUGGGAGGGAGAUAGAGCCACGGCUCUCGCUUUACACCGGUACAGUCACACCCCUCUUCUCUCUUCCGCAAACCCACCUCCAUCCCUCCCUUCCCAGCAUUCUACGUGAUUCCCCCCAAACAGCACGCCAAGCGCGCGUGGCAGUGCUCCAGCGCGCGGCUCCCCGCAUCUGCGCCACCAGCUCUUUCCCUGAUCUUUCCUCAUUGCCCAUUCUCUCCUCUCGUUUCCCCCUCCCGCUUCCCCCUUUCACCCUCCCCGCCCGGCCCCACCCUUCCCCCGCGCGCGCCAGCGUGGGCAUUGACGUGGCAGUGGUGGAGCGCGCGCCGGGUCUCGGCCAAUCAGGAACGGCGCUGAGCCUGUGGGGCAACGCUUGGCGCGCUUUGGACGCGCUGGGGGUGGCCGCGCUGCUGCGAACAGACUACGUGCGGCUGGAAGGCAUUGACAUUGCAGCAGCGGACGGCACGGCGCUGCGCUCCUUUGACUUCGCUGACUGCAAUGUGGGACCCGAUCACGAGGUGAGGGGGGUCACCCGCGCCCACCUGCUCUCCUGCAUGGCCUCCCAACUGCCACCUGGCACCAUCCGAUUCGCCACCACAAUCACCCACAUGCCAGAACCCACCACCACCACCACUGCCUCCGCGGUGACUGUGACUCUAUCCAACGGUGCUACUAUCGAAGCCAAGGCUCUCAUAGGGUGUGACGGGAACGCAUCAGGGGUCGCCUCUUGGCUCGGGCUGCCGCCCACCAACUACGCUGGAUACCGGGCGGCACGAGGGGUGGCGGAACUAGAUCCAGCGGAAUCUGCUGAUUUUGCCGUUGCUGCCGGCGGUGGGGGUGAUGCGGAGGGUGGCGACGUGGGAGGGAGUGUGGAGGGGAGAGGGAGAGUGGGAAUGGCCAUUCUCCCUCUCAUUCCCCCUUCUCCCCCAUCCGCUUCCCCUUCCCCCCACCCCAUUCGCGCUUCCCCAUUUGCGCUUCCCCCACCAGGAUCAGCAGCAGCCAAGGAGGAGGCUCUCUCCUACGUGCAAGGCUGGCAGGGCGGCAUCGAGCGUCUUAUUCACGCCACGCCGGCCACCAGCAUUGUAGUCGGCACCAUCACAGACCGCUGGACGAUGCCGCCCCCUCUGGGCACAUGGGGACGUGGCGCCGUCACUCUGGCCGGUGAUGCCGCCCACCCCAUGACUCCGAACCUUGGCCAAGGUGCAUGCACAGCUUUGGAAGAUGCUGUGAUCUUGGCUCGGUGCCUAUGGGAAGCGUCUGUACCAGAUGGGGAGGACCGGAAAGGGAGCGGUGGAGUGGAGGGAGGGGAGGAGGGAGCGAGUGUGCGGAGGAGGGUGGAGAGUGAGAAGGUGUGUGGGGCAUUGAGGGAGUAUGAGAGGCUGAGAGGGAGGAGGGUGGCACAGUUGACAGUGCGGUCGUUUGGCAUAGGGUGGUUGCUCCAGUUACCCCAGGAGGUGGUGUGCUUUGCGCGGGAUAAAGUGGUGCUGCCGCAUCUCUUCUCGCCCUCGCAUUUCCUGGACCAUGCGCUCUUCGAUUGUGGCAAGCUUCCUGACAGUGAUGCCUCUUAA